Dromaius novaehollandiae (emu) is the source of this 740-nucleotide messenger RNA. RefSeq names its product Mix paired-like homeobox (gene MIXL1). The coding region runs from base 1 to 603 and encodes 200 amino acids. Gene Ontology annotation, biological process: endoderm formation; endoderm development; regulation of transcription by RNA polymerase II. The transcript has 3 exons. Gene Ontology annotation, molecular function: RNA polymerase II cis-regulatory region sequence-specific DNA binding; DNA-binding transcription activator activity, RNA polymerase II-specific. The record is from RefSeq and is a predicted model, not a curated record. Lineage: Eukaryota; Metazoa; Chordata; Aves; Casuariiformes; Dromaiidae.
AUGGCCGCGCUGCGCUUCGGGGAGCCGCCGCCCGCCUUCGCCGCAGUGUCUCUCCCUCCGGGCGCAGAGCGGGGCUGCCCGCCGCUGGCGCCGGCCGCCCGGGCCGCGGAGCCGCCGGAGGGGGCGGCGGCCGCCUCGCAGCGGCGGAAGCGGACGAGCUUCACGGCGGCGCAGCUGGAGACGCUGGAGCAGGUCUUCCAGGGCACCCGGUACCCCGACAUCCACCUGCGCGAGCGCCUGGCCGACGCCACCCGCAUCCCCGAGUCCCGCAUCCAGGUCUGGUUCCAGAACCGCCGCGCCAAGUCCCGCCGCCAGCGCGGCCCGGCCCGCCCCGGCCCGGCCCCGCCGCCCCCGCCGCCGCCCCGCUGCGCGCUGCCCUUCCGCCGGGCGCAGGACGGCUCCGGCCGCUGCGAGUGGCCGCCGCUGCCGCCCGCCGCCUUCGGGGCGCCCCCGCCGCCGCCGCCUUCGGGGGGCCCCUGCCCGCCGCCCCGCGGCCCCUGCGGGCAGUACUCGCCCGCGUCGGACGCCGAGGACACGAGCGGCUACUGCGAGCCCGGCCCCGAGUGGGAGGAAAACGCGCUCGGCGCCUUCCGCGCCCUGUGAGCGGCCGCCGCGACCGGGCACCCGCCGCGCUACCUCACGCCUGCCGCGACUACUGCACUUUAGCCCGUAGUGACUGCUUUACCUAUUUAUUUAAUGAGAUGCGGGUCGGCUCCGUGGCAUAUUUUUACCGUGUAUUU